Diversispora eburnea is the source of this 182-nucleotide messenger RNA. The record is from the annotation of a GenBank genome assembly. NCBI's taxonomy places the organism in Eukaryota, Fungi, Glomeromycota, Glomeromycetes, Diversisporales, Diversisporaceae.
UUGAAUGUCGUUGGGAAAAUUUAAAGGAUAAUCCUAAACGAAUGAUUAACAGUGUUUUAGAUUAUCCAAAGAAAUUAAUUAUUAUGAAUUGUCUUAUUAGAGAAAUACCAAAUAAAAACACACAUGUUAUUACUGAGGAAGAAACCAUUAAAAAAAUAGUUAAAGACUAUUUUCAUGACUAG